Molecule: messenger RNA, 1342 nt
Organism: Schizophyllum commune H4-8
Lineage: Eukaryota; Fungi; Basidiomycota; Agaricomycetes; Agaricales; Schizophyllaceae
Exons: 2
Source: RefSeq, a predicted model, not a curated record
GGCAGCCUGCGGGAUAGAAGGUGUGAUGUGACCAGAAGGAUGCUCGACAGUCGCCCGUGGAGGCCGUCCUGAUCGAAGCGCCCAUCCGAGCCAGCCAGCCCGCCGACGCCACACCUGUGCCCUGUCGAUCGCGUCGCACGGAUAUCGGCCCGGUCCACAGUUGGUUCGCGCCGCGAUGGCAGGCUACCGCCUCCCAGCGUCCUCUCCCCUCGACACGCUCGUCCGCAAGACUUCUCAGCGGAGGCCGACGAACGAACCGGGUCGCGCUCAUGCACCCCCGCCGCGCCCGGCCCCGCCGCCCGGCUCGCCGCUCAUCCGCUCCCGCUUCGACCAGGCGCGGGACGACGAGAGCGUGUACACCGACGCCAGCUCGUUUCGCGCCAGGCACGCGUAUUCGGAGAGCAAGGCCAGCACGUCCUACGCCGGCUCGUCCUACUCCAUCUACCCGGCGGACGCCGGGCUCGAGCACUAUCCGCCGUUCAACACCAACGACCCAUCAUUCAACUCUGGCAACCGCGCCGGCCACGCCAGCGAGCCCUCCGUCGACUCGUACAUCGACAUGAACUCGCCCGUCGACGACGACCAGCCGCUGGCGGACGCGCAGGAGGCCGUCCUCGCCGGCCUCACCGACACGUACCGCGACGACCGGCCAGGCUCGCACCAGAACUACGACUCUGCCCUGCGCGACUCGUGGCCGGAUGCGAAGCGCGCGAGCGAGGGCGUGCAGAGGGCUGCCAGUGGGCGUGGACGUGGUCCGCCGUCGUAUGCUCACGACACCGUCCGCGCCGACGCCAAGCGGCCCACCCCCGGCCGCCAAGACAACCCGCACGCGAGCAACGCGUUCAAGUCCGUCUACUCGAAUGUCGAUAGUGUCUAUUCGCAGGACGACGAUCGCAACUCCUAUGGGGGUCCUGGGUACCCUGCCUCUGGACGCUACACCCGCAAUUUGGACAGCAUAUACUCCCAGGACGACGACGAUCAGGCGUACUAUGCCGAUGCGUCUGGUGCGGCGUACACGGACACAUCUGGUGCGGCGUACCCAUCUGACUCACCCCUUCGCGCAGACGGCCCCUCCCCUCGCCCUGUGAUGAUGCGGAGUGACAGCAAGAAUCGAAUUGUGUUUAGCGCCCACCCCUCCUUUGCCGGGCCCCCCGCGCACGGUCUCCCCGUCAAGGGGCCCGUGUGCGGGGGGCGUGGGGGUGCUAUCUACGGUACUCUACGCGUGCGUCCUAGCAUGAUCCCGAUGUAACCCCUCCUACCAGCAUGGUCCCUCCUACCAGCAUCCCUCCUACCAGCGUGACCUCCCCCUCCCAACGUGACCUCGCUUACCAGCAUGACCUCC